Durusdinium trenchii is the source of this 1203-nucleotide messenger RNA. Lineage: Eukaryota; Dinophyceae; Suessiales; Symbiodiniaceae. The record is from the annotation of a GenBank genome assembly.
AUGGGCGCCAUUCUCUCAGAGCCUGUGACCGCCAUGGUCGUGGAGCAUUGUUCCUCUCCUUCAUGGUCAGCUGCUGCCGUCACGAUGCAAGGCUGGCGCCGAAGCCACGAAGAUGCGCAUCUCCUUUGCCCGGAUGAGCGUUCCGGCGGCGGGGUCUUCGCAGUGCUGGACGGUCAUGGCGGAAGCAGUGCGGCCUUUGAUGGUGCGCGGCUUCUUGAGGAGGCAUUGAAGCAAGUGACUCUCUGUGGGAAGCCCCCCGGUCAGGUCCAAAAAAUCCUGCAAGACGCGUUCAUUGACACUGAUAGCCGCUUGCGCAGCCACCUUGAAGCAGAAGACCGCAGUGGCAGUACCGUGGUCGCUUGCAUUCUGACCCCUGAGGUGUCUGGUUCCUACACCGUGCAGAUCGCACAUGCCGGGGAUUCUCGAGCAGUUCUCAGCCGCAAGCGAUGCCUGUUCUUCUCCAAGGACCACAAGCCCAACCGAGAAGACGAGACUCGCCGCAUCGAAGCGGCCGGCGGCUGCGUCUCUCAAGGGCCCUUGGGAGGUCCCAUGCGAGUGGAUGGUGCUUUGGCCGUGAGCCGGGCGCUGGGCGACUUUCAUUUCAAGCCCAAGGGGAUGGAACCCUCCAAAACGAAGGUCUCGGCCGUGCCCGAAGUGCAAACCAUCUCUGGGUGCUCAGCAGGGGAUUGGGUACUUCUAGCUUGUGAUGGCAUUUUCGAUGUUAUGGAGAAUGAAGAGGUGCGGACCUUUGUGGAAGAGCAUCCGUCCAAAUUGGAUGGGCCUCAUGGGCUAGAUGCGGGACAGGUCUGCAUUGAUCUCCUAAAGCUUUGCUUGGACAAGGGGAGUAAGGACAAUUGCACCGCUUGCUUCAUCCACUUUGGUGAAGGCCCAGUGAGGAGCAAAAGUUCCGAGCUUUUGCAGGGAGGAUGGAGGGGGGCCUCCCCUGAGGUGCAAGGCAAAUAUGCCGAAUUCUUCCGAGACCAUGGCUUUGAGGCGCAAGCCAGUGAGAUGAAUCCGGGGCGUCGGCUGUCGUGCUCCAAGUCCAAAGGUAAUCCAUCUUCGCCCGAUCGUCCGGAGGGCGGUCGAAACAGUUUGUCAAGUCUCACCCGUGUCUUCCAGGCUGUUCGUUCCACCCGAGCCAUUCAAUCCGCUUGGAGAGCCCGGAAAUCUUCGGAUGCCGCACCAGCAUCCAGCACAGAGUAG